CUCGGUUAAGGGUGGGGUGGGGCGGGGCGGGGGAUUAUUCGGUCGGAAUAUCAUUUGUUCACAUUAAAGCACUGGCGAAAGGAUUAAAAUUAGCAUAAUUAAUUCGUGGGAUUUCCCAGUCGCGCUCUCCGCCCGCCCGCGUUAUUAAUCGACUAAUAAUGCCCGCCCAGUCUUUUUUUGGCCCGAAGACACCAGAAGGAACCUUGGAGCCCUGGACAACCCUCCGAUGGUGCGGCCAAACCACACGAAAACACCACUGGCCCACAGAGCAACCUCCUCAUAGCUCGCGGGACCCGGAAUCGCACUGGUAAUGGCCCUCGCAGGAGCCAGUCCCGGCAGGAGCUCCGCAGCUUAAUGCUUCCGGCCGGGGGAACGGCACUGGGCUCUGUCCGGAUGUGCUUGGUGGUCUUUAAUGCGUUCACCCCAGACCCCAAGCUGCAGUCCCAUCCUGUCGCACAUCCCACGUCCCACAUCCCUGGACGGUUGAUGUCUUUACUUCGGCCUCGGCUUUGGGUUGCUUUGAGGAAAAUGAUGUUUACUCUGCUGACACGCUCGUCUAAUUCCGUCCGCAUCCCUCGAACACACACACACUCUGGGGCUCUGGGGCUCUGGGACUCCCCGGACUCCCCGGAGCCCCGCCACACGCAUGGAAUGGAAGGUGGCGCCCAGAGCCACAUUCGCAAAUAAACGAAUCUUUGGCGAAUGUUUCCGCAUUUCCCCGGCACCACCUUUGAGAUGUUCGAUGAGUCUCUCCUUCGGCUAGACAAAUAUUGAGUACAGCUCCUUGGAAGCUGGAACUACUCCCUGCCCAGGCAAGGAGGAGCCCCGCCCAGGGUACGUGGUACGUAUAAUCACGGAGCAGGACAAACAUCCUCAAUGUGUGUUUAAAAUGCAGCGCAAGGAUGCGUCUGAGGAAUGUUUCCUGCUCGCGUUAGAGGACUUCUGCAGUCGGCCUCCCAAGGGACUUCCCAGCAAACACGAAGAUAACUUAAUGGCUUAUUUCUGACGAUUUCGGGGGCCUCAAUCCAGGAGUCCAGGAGGACUACGUUGCACACAAGUCCUGUCUGAGUAUCUGCGCUUUCGGCGCCUUCAAAACUCGAAUGUGCCUCAGUUUUAACGAAUCGGUAAUCGCAUUAAUGUUCUCAGACGCACUACAGCCCGAGGACAGUCUCCAAGAACAGAGGGUUCCCCGGACAUCCAUUGACAGACCUUCGCAGACUUCCACCGAACCCAGACCCUGACCUGACCCGGCCCGACCCGAACCGACCCGACCAUCGACAUUGAAAUGCAAAUUUAAUGUAAAUGUUUUAAACUAAUUUUCAGUGAUUAUGCAAAACCGCAAAUAAAUCUGCAGCAGUGGAGCCCCAGUUGCUCAGUCGAAGCCGGGCAUAUCCGAGGAUGCUGCUACCGUAGAUGCCACAAGGAGUGGCAGCAGCAACAACGGAACGCACCGAAACCACAGCAGGAGCCAGCUCGGUGCGUGCCCCAAAAGCCCCGGAGCCAUGGGGCAUGGGGGAAUGUGGUGCUUUGUGGCAAAAACUUUGCCUGGAAAUCUGCUCGGUUUUCGAUCAUCUGCUCCCGCUUCAGUCCUUCUGCAGCCCAGGUCCAGGUCCAGGUCCAGGUCCGGGUCCGGGUCCAGGCCCUGGCUCUGCCACGUCCGGAUGUGCCGGGGCAAGUUGGUUGCAACAAAAUAAUUUCGCUGGCUCGUUUGUCAAACUAAUGGCAGGAAUUUGAGCAAUUUAAGCAACAAAGGUUAAACAAUGAAUUUCCUGUGCUCCAAUAUUGAAUUUUGCUGGCCCCCAAUGACCCCGGGCGUCCGUGUGAUGUCAUCAUCGUACCACCCACUGCUCCUCGGCUCCUCGGCUCCUCGGCUCCACUCGCCAUGUCCCAGGCCCUCGCUCUCGGUUGACUAAGCUGGAGCCUGGCUCCGACAGCCGACAGCCGACAGCCGACGGCCGACGGCCGACAGCUGGUGCCGGACUCACACGCUCCAUUAGCGCGACCAAAAUUCGAUGGCAUCUUUUGUGGACUCGGCCCCGGAUUGGGCCAGAUGACGCCUCCGGGCUUUUGCUUUGCCGCUGCCUCCGUCGCAGCGAGCGGAGGGCUGCCCUAAUGAAAUAAUUGAAGUAAAUGCCUUUCGCACCAGCGAUUUCCUCCGUUUCCAUUGCCAUUUCCAUCCAGCGCCGCUCAUCCGUGGCGUGGCCGCCGCACUUCCCGGCGGUUUGCAUAAUGAGCAUAAUCCCUGCACGGCCACGCCUGUCCCCGGGGGCUGUCCGUCAAACCGUCACCGUCCACCGUCGACGGUUUGUCAAAGUAAUUGGCCAAUUUGCGGGACGCAUUGGGAGCCGCUUUCGAGCUCCACGAUUAUGAGCAUUAUGAGCAAUUACCCAAUGAAUUUUCACUUUCCACCCGAAACUGCAGCUGAUGGGACCCGCCGAUGAGCCCCUGGACUCGGUGAGGAAUCAAUGGUGAAAGCAAUAGUGCAGGCAGGUGAUCGAUUCCCAAUGUACAGCAUUUCCAUUACCCAGAGGUCUAUUAAAUGCCUGUCAAUUUCAGCUAAUGAACUAGGAACCUGGCCUACAGGCCUACAGGCCUACGACCUCCGCUCGAGUCCGCCAUACUGGGUCUGCUGCUCGAAGGACCAACAACAGACGACGGACGGAAUGAAAAUCCUGGACGACAUCAGGGCCAUGGCCCUGCCCACGCAGGUGUGCGGCCUGCUGCCCUUCUUCAGCGGCGAGAAUGAGGAGAACUUUCGGCUGGGCAGAUGGGGCCGGUGGUACGGCCGGGGGGUGGCCGCCCUGCUGCUGGUCAGCUCGGCGCUGCUGUGCCAGGACGUGCUGUUCGCCUCGCAGGAGUACAGGCUGGUGGCCAGCUCCCUGGGCGACACCGAGGAGAUCAAUCGCACCAUCGAGACGCUCUUCUGCAUCUGCAGCUACACGAUGAUGGUGCUCUCCAGCGUGCACAACGGGUCCAAGCACUGGGGCACCCUGCGGGACGUGGCCAGGAUCGACGAGUACCUGGAGGCGAACGGCUUCAGGGAGAGCUACAGCUGCCGCCUGCCGGGGGCCCUGGUGGCCGCGACCUCGACGAGCGUGGUGCUGGUGGCCUUCUACUACGUCCACUUCCUGAGCGGCAUCGGGGCCAGGCGGCAGUGCGUCCUGAUGCUGGUCUACAGCCUGCAGAUGCUCUACUCGGGCGUGUUCGCCGUCUAUCUGCGCACCGUCCUCAAGAGCCUGGCCCUGCGCAUCGAGUUCCUCAACCGGCGGCUGGACGAGUUCACGCGCCAGGAGGGCCCCGGCGGGCGGAGGAGCGACCGCGAGAACUGGCGCGAGCUGAGCAACCUGAUCGAGGUGUUCUGCAAGCUGCGCUACAUCACGGAGAACAUGAACUCCGUGGCCGGCGUGGGGCUGCUGUUCUUCUUCGGCUUCGCCUUCUACACGGUCACGAACCAGAGCUACCUGGCCUUCUCCACGCUGACCGCCAGGUCGUCCAGCGAGCACCCGGACUUGGCCGACACCAUGGGCCUGUCCUGCGCCUGGGUCCUGGCCGAGGCCGUAACCAUGGCCGUCAUCUGCAGCUCCUGCGACUGCCUGGCCUCGGCGGCCAACACCACGUCCCAGAUCCUGGCCCGCGUCUACGGCAAGAGCAAGGAGUUCCAGAACAUCAUCGACAAGUUCCUCACCAAAAGCAUCAAGCAGGAGGUGCAGUUCACGGCCUACGGCUUCUUCGCCAUCGACAACUCAACGCUCUUCAAGAUCUUCUCGGCCGUCACCACGUAUCUGGUCAUCUUGGUGCAGUUCAAGCAGCUGGAGGACUCCAAGGUGGAGGAGGUUGAGGUGUGAAUCAAUAAAGAAAAUAAGCGAGAGCUGCUAUUUCUGGUGCCAGCUCC
Drosophila miranda is the source of this 3892-nucleotide messenger RNA. It is a transcript of the gene Gr68a, whose product is annotated as gustatory receptor 68a. The transcript has a single exon. Gene Ontology annotation, biological process: sensory perception of taste. Bases 2466 to 3845 code for a protein of 459 amino acids. Gene Ontology annotation, cellular component: axon; membrane; neuronal cell body. NCBI's taxonomy places the organism in Eukaryota, Metazoa, Arthropoda, Insecta, Diptera, Drosophilidae. The record is from RefSeq and is a predicted model, not a curated record.